Racocetra persica is the source of this 154-nucleotide messenger RNA. The record is from the annotation of a GenBank genome assembly. Lineage: Eukaryota; Fungi; Glomeromycota; Glomeromycetes; Diversisporales; Gigasporaceae.
CUUUCUAAAAAGAAUAGAAGUCCUUUCAAAGUUGAAUCUGUUUAUAACUGUUACUCUGCUUUAGCAAGAUAUCUUCAUGAAAACUCAAUAAUCGAAGGUGGUGUCUGGGUUUGGAAUAAAUAUUCCUUCCCCAAGGCGUUGCAUUGUUUAGACA